This is a messenger RNA of Aspergillus versicolor CBS 583.65, 1263 nucleotides long. RefSeq lists its product as uncharacterized. The record is from RefSeq and is a predicted model, not a curated record. The transcript has a single exon. Lineage: Eukaryota; Fungi; Ascomycota; Eurotiomycetes; Eurotiales; Aspergillaceae. The coding region runs from base 19 to 1014 and encodes 331 amino acids.
GUCCUACUGGUCUUCAAGAUGUCCAGUGUAGGUAUAAUCAGUACGGUCUCCAGCAUCUCUAUUCUACCCAUUCUCCAAGCUGUCUUCACACAUCCCGCUCCAAUUUCGAACAUGGCAUUCAGCGACAACACUGAGGAUUCUCUACCAUCCUUUAACAUCCAGCUCGCUCCAGACGAUGGCGAAGGAGGCUUCCACUUCGACGCACGCAACAACCCAGCCCGUCCCUUCCAGCGCGAGACUAUCCACGACGACCGCCGCGGGGUGAGCGUCAAAUGCUCACUCGUGGACGUCGCACACGGAAAAUACUCGCCAGAGAGCCAAAGCGAAGACGCCAGCCUCGUCGUGUUUGGGUUCCGGUUCGACCGCGGUUCCAACGGCAGCGGGCAUAUCAAGGCGGCUACGAUCACGGUUACCUUUCUGGGAGAGUACGAUGAUGAGGACCACCCCGGUGUGAUGGACCAUUCGUUUAAUGGGACAUAUCGUCUGCUUGAGACGACGCAGACGGAGUCUGUUACACGGGGCACGGGUGGGAGUGUCUCCGGGAGUGUGCUGAACGCGGCUCAAGUUACCCUGGACAGGAAGUACGAGAAGGUGGUGACGCGCCAGACGUCGGAUGCUACGUACAUUAGCGGGUCGUCAUGCAUGCUUGGAGUUGAUUAUGAUCCGGAUAAUGCGGUGCAGUGGAAGCUGAGGGAGAAUGAGACGAUGGGGACGGGGGUGCCGGUGUAUCUGCGCGUAGGUGUGCUGCUGCAGCGGCCCGCGCAGGCGAAGUUCCGGUGCACCGUGGAGAUUAAUACCGAUGUGGACUUGAAGUCUAAGAUCAAGCGAUUCCUUGGAGAGAAGCCCAGAGACGAUCCGGUGAUUUUCCAUCCCGGAAUGAAGGCCACGAACAGGCUGAGGGAGUACAACGUGCUGAACUUGGGGGGUGGUGGUGAUCUCGCAGAAGUGGACGAUGUUACCUUUACCACGGUCAUCUCCGGGGCUAUCAAGCAUGUAGACGUCGAUCGGAAGUAGAGGAAGUAGUAUCGAUGGAGUUGAAGUUAUUGGUGAAGUUCUUGGCCCCUCGUGGAGGAGUUCUUUCCAUGCCAGCGCACGAAGCUCUGCUUAAAGCAAACAAACACCUUUUCCUUCAGACCAUAAUUGGCUAUACAAGGAAGAUCAGCUAGGGGCGCAGCGAGGGUGGCUUGCAGGCUCAAUUGUUUCCGUAGUGCUGUCCUUGAUAUCACUGGCCAUCUGCAGGAAUCGUUUUCAGCUGACCCCCAG